Molecule: messenger RNA, 1416 nt
Organism: Exophiala dermatitidis NIH/UT8656
Lineage: Eukaryota; Fungi; Ascomycota; Eurotiomycetes; Chaetothyriales; Herpotrichiellaceae
Exons: 1
Coding region: 1-1416 (471 amino acids)
Source: RefSeq, a predicted model, not a curated record
AUGACAACCAAGCCACCACCGCGGUGCUCCCUUCAGGAGACUAUUCGUCUCGGUCAAUUCUACUCGCUGGACGAAUCCGAAGUACUCUCGCAGAUCGCUGAAGCUUUCGAGCCCGAACUGGAACGUCUCAAAUCGGCCAGAGCCAUUGAAGGCACCGUUCAACAGCGGCUGGCAAAUGGUACGAUUGACCGGCCGAGUCCGUCACAGAUCCUUUACGGGACCAACUAUGAUGAAAUCAAUCGGACCCUUGUGGGUAUCCUGGCGUUGCGCUGGAUUCAUAAUGACGAAUAUGAGAGAUUCGUUUCGGGCCAGCCGUCCGAGUAUAUGUUAAUCGAGGAUUCUUUCGAAGAACUCCGACAGUUGUUUGCUGAGGUUCUCCAAUGCUCCGAUGACGUGUUUGUGCUGGUACUAUCCAUGGUGAUCAACGAUCUGGGGAAAGACCCCAACCUCGAGGAAGACUAUUUCCGCACCACUGGCCAGCGGCUCACAGAAAAGAACCAUGACAGUCUGCUCCUCGAGGCCGCCAAAGUGGGCAUGAUCCCUGCAUUGGACUAUCUCAACCCGGACAAGAGGGAGGAGGUGAUGUUGGGGCUGCAGCUUGGAUCUGAACUGAACGCGGGUCAACUCGCUCAGGCCGAGAGUGUCCCUGUCAACUUGGAAGGUCUUCUGGAGAUGAGAGGCCAUGAACAUGCGUUCAACUUGAAAUUCAUGGAGCAGAUCCUCGACGUUGCUGGUGCAGCUGGACAUAUUGACUCGAGUGGGGCCAGAAACUUCAUCCAACCUGUAUACGAGACCUUCAAAACUGUCCAUGAGGUUUCACUUGAUAUUAUAGCCGGCAGAUGUACCCUGCGACAAGGCUAUGACAAGGUGCUGACGAAGCGCGGAAAGAUCCUCAUUGACAAAGGGUUCCGCCGGUUGAGCGUCAGUGACAGGGAAGAGCGGGCUCUGUUGAGGUUGCUCACCAUGGGUCGCACAGCAGACCUUGAACAAGCCGAGCUUUUCUCCAAGGCAUUCCAUGAUCUGGAUAAACGAAACAAGGAACAACUCGUUGCUGGUCUGAAUGUCGACGGCAACGUCAACGAAACUGCCGUUCUCCCGUAUUACAUGCCUGCCAUCAUCUCCACGGCGUUGAAGAAUACUGAAGAUUCUGAUGAAACGAGCAAGCAACGCGCCCUGAUGAGUUUGAUGAGAUACCUUGCCAAAGUCCUGGGCAGCCCGGGUGCAGGAUUACCUGGCGUGCCAGAAGAUGCCGUAUACAAUGGAGAGGUGGCUGGCAUAGUCGUUGAGCGCAACAUGUCGAAGGCCCAGGAUGUUAUCAACAGUCCCGAGUUCAAGAAUAAUCCAGACAUACUGGACAGGCUCGCCAUCCCUGAGGGGCAAGUACUCCAGCGGCGUAGGACCAGUCAGUCUUGGUGA